UCGAUGUUGCAGAAUCUUCCGCUUAAUUGAGUUAUCAAAAAAUUUUUGUGGGCAAUAAAUUUUUGGAUCGGUUUUAGUAAUAACUGACUGAUUUCCAAACUUUAGGAACAUGGCCACGUAUUUCCAAAGGAACAGAUAUUAUAAGAAUUCGGCCGUCACUGCUUUGCGUAUGAUUUUUAUGUUGAGCACAGUUUUGCCAGCCGUUACAUGUCUGCGCUGUUAUUCCUGCGAUGGGUGCGAUGAUCCGUUUUACCCGGCGUUAGACUAUAUCCAGGACUGUAACGUCGAUGCUGCGUUGGAUGCAGUGCAAACCCAGAACAAUGCAGCUAUGACGGAUCUACGUAGCACUGCACUUUCCCGUUUCGGGAAAGAUAGGGGACAGUUACAGCAACAAAACGAUGCGCAACGCACACCUGUCUGCGUGAAAGUCUCUUCUGUUGAUGGUAAAAGAACCAUACAACGUGGCUGCGGUACAAAGAAUAUCGCCAUUACAGGCUGCCAGUUUCUUCAGACCCAGAAAUCAUUCGUUUGCUCCUGCUCGCAAGAUCUCUGCAACUCCGGCGACCACUGUCAGUUUCGUCUGAACUCAAUAACUUUGUGGCUGUUUAUUGGGUUAUUAAUUUGCAUGCACAGAUUUGCAUGAGCGUAAAAACAGCAGCACUUUCCUCUCCUGAUUCAUUUGUCCAUCUUAUAUUUUGAUUACGCUUACUGCGGGAACAAUAAAAAAGGGAUAAAAAGGUAACACAUCUCUCUUCAAAUUUACAAAAUAAAAUUC
This is a messenger RNA of Paramacrobiotus metropolitanus, 775 nucleotides long. RefSeq lists its product as uncharacterized. NCBI's taxonomy places the organism in Eukaryota, Metazoa, Tardigrada, Eutardigrada, Parachela, Macrobiotidae. The coding region runs from base 110 to 643 and encodes 177 amino acids. The transcript is spliced from 4 exons. The record is from RefSeq and is a predicted model, not a curated record.